This is a messenger RNA of Eupeodes corollae, 4561 nucleotides long. RefSeq lists its product as uncharacterized. The record is from RefSeq and is a predicted model, not a curated record. Gene Ontology annotation, biological process: protein processing. Lineage: Eukaryota; Metazoa; Arthropoda; Insecta; Diptera; Syrphidae. Gene Ontology annotation, molecular function: metalloendopeptidase activity. The coding region runs from base 145 to 4434 and encodes 1429 amino acids. The transcript has 2 exons. Gene Ontology annotation, cellular component: plasma membrane.
GAAUUAAAUUGAUUAUGUUUCUGAAUAAUUUUUGUCGCUCUUAACCGAAUUUUAUAUAAAAAUCCAUCUUCUGUGAUCAAAAGAAUUUGUUUUCGCUUAGUGUCGGGAUAGUGGUGAUCGUUUAUCUGCUUGGAAACUUUAAAAAUGAAGUUAAAUAGCUUUUUGAAGUUCUUGUUUGUAAUGUGUUCCUUACUGAAGUGUAUUGCACCUAAUGAGGCUGCUCUAAAAAGACUCUACAACGAGAAGGCAUCUUUCAUGGAGCCUUACGUUAAACGCAUGAGAUCGUUGAUGAACACAUCGGUAGACCCGUGUGAUGAUUUUUACGAAUAUGCUUGUGGGAACUAUUCACACGUAAUCGAGAACUUGGAAACAUCUUUAAGGCGAUCGAACUUAUUCGAUAUUAUGUUUCAGCUCACUGAUAAAAUGGAUGAGAUUUUACUGAAAGAACGGGACCCCAACAGUGAAAAAUAUUACGAGGAGCUUCAAAUCGCAAAGAAAUUCGUCAAUACCUGUGCCAAGGCUAAACUCUUACCUAUAGAGCCAAGUGAAGAAUAUUUAGAAGUGAUCAAGAACAUUGGUGGAUUUCCCGCCAUCGAUCCGAACUGGGAUGAGUCUUCCUUCGAUUGGUUCAAUAUGACCGCCCAUCUCACUCGAUAUGGAAUCGUUGGACUUGUAGAGGAGAGAAUUUCAUUGUCUUAUCCCUUUAAACCAUUUUAUACACUUCCCAUACUUGGUUUUGGAUUUGACGUUUAUCAAGAGAAUAUCGCCACAAAUAAGUCCGAAGGAUACAUUUACAACGAGAAUAUUAUGCGCCAACUUUUGAAGGUCUACAAUGUCUCAAACAACCAAGCCGAUAAAGUGAUAGAAGAAGUAUUUGAUUUAUGGAGGGAAAUUCUAGUUAUUCAGGCUCCAUUGAUAGAUGCAAAAUUUGUUCAUAGUAAAUGUCGACAACUGGGGGCUAUCAAUGACCUCAGACAAGACUUCGACAAAUGGACCAAUUUGUUUAAGAUUGCUUGGAAUGUAACGGAGUUUCGUAUUUCAUAUGAGUCCUACUGCCCUUGUGACUAUUUCUAUAACAAACUUGACCAAUUAGCUAAAAAAAAUGCAAAAGCCUUUGCUAAUUAUUUAGCCUUGAGGUUCCUCUUUUCGAUACAUCCUCAACUAGAGUCUUCAAAAUUUCAGCGAAGUAAAUGUGUUAAUAUUGUCAAAACUGCUCUACCAACGAUUUUCUCCCAUUUCUACAUGAAAGAGCAUUAUGAAAAGCAGAACGAAGACGAUAUCAAUGGGAUGAUCUUAGAACUUAAGGCCACUUGGAAAGAUGUUUUAACCAGUGUGGAUUGGAUAGACCAGACUGAACGCGAAUUAGCAUUGUUAAAAUUGGAAAAUCUUCAUUCUCGUAUUGGUCAAAUAGUUGAUCCUAUUUCUGACGUUUAUAUCAAGCAAAUAAAAUUGCUUAAACCAACAGACAAUGUUGCAGUUAAUAAUCUUCAAUUGACUAAAUUCAAGGUUGACAUGAGUCACUUUGGGCUAUUACAUAUGAAUGAAUAUAAAUCUUCAACAGCGUAUAGCAUUCUUAACGCCGCUGUGGAAAUAAGAGUGUUCUACUUGUUACUCGAAAAUAACAUCGUUUUAAUGGGUGGUCUAUUUCAUCCUCCAAUUUAUCAUAAAGACUUUACAAUGCCUCUUAAAUAUGGAACUCUUGGCUACAUCAUUGGACACGAGAUAAGUCACGGUUUUGAAGGAAGGGGUUUUGAAAUCAAUCCUAAUCGAACUCAUCAUACUUUGUCGUCAAGCAAAUCUUUCAAAAUUGCUAUAAAGAGAUCUUUCUGUUUUGAAGACGAUUACAAUAACUUUCAAGGACAUGUUUUAGAAAAAAAGGUCAAUGGUGAGAAUGUACUGUCUGAAAUCAUAGCUGAUAGUCUUGGAUUGCGACAAGCAUUUGAAACUUAUAGAAGAAUUAUAAAACACAGAGGAAAUUCAUAUUCGGAAAAAGAAUAUAAUCUUCCAAUUUUAAAAAUGAGCCAAGAACAAUUAUUCUUUCUUUCAUUUGCUCAGAUUAAUUGUGCCAAAUUAAGACCACAGGAUUAUUGGGCUCAAUUUAGUGCAAGACAUCCACUAGCAAAAUAUCGAGUAAUGGGCACACUAAGAAAUUUUGACGAAUUUUCAAAGACGUUCAAUUGUCCCCUAGACAGUCCGAUGAACCCUCCUGAAAAAUGUAGAUUAUGGAAAAUACAAACCACACACAAUAUACGAACUAAAAUAUUACCGCAUUUGAAUUCAUUUGCAAGACAGUGUAGGGCUAGUCGGUUGUGGUCCAAGCGUGAUUUUAGUAUGAAAUUUUCCUAUCAAUCAAUUGCGUUAUUUUUCGCGUUUUUCAUUCAAACUUGUAAUUUGUUGCCGUGCUUCGGUGCUCCCACACUCGACAAUGAGAUUCGGCAUGGAAACGACGACAAAGUGAAGUCCUUUCGUGAGAAAUACGCCCUACGCAUGAAAUCCUACAUGAACGCCUCGGUCGAUCCGUGCGAUGAUUUCUACGAGUUCGCGUGUGGCAACUUUCCAAAUGCCAUCGAGCAAAUCGAUACACUGAAAAAGCGCAAUAACCUGGUCGAUAUAGGCUAUGUGGUCAACGAUUUGGUGGACGUUACCCUUCAAAAACAUCGGCUGCCAAAUGAAAAGUUCUCGAGUGAGCUGGAAAAGGCAAAACAACUGCUCGACUCAUGUGUGAAUGCAAACCUAUGGCCCCUUGAGCCAAAAGAAGAGUUUCUUGAGGUGGUGAAGGCCAUAGGAGGAUUUCCAGCCAUCGAUCCCACUUGGAACUCUUCGGAGUUUGAUUGGUUUAAAAUGACGGCACAUCUUAGUCGAUACGGUGCCGAUGGAUUGGUGACGGAAAAAAUAUUUCUAAAGCAUCCCUUCCCGCCGUAUUAUGAACUACCGAAGUUCGGUUUCGAUUUUGAUGCAUAUCUGGAGAACAUUGCGACUAAAGACGCUCCGGGGUACGUGUACAACGAGAAGAUAAUGAGAGAAUUCCUGAAUCUUUACGGAGUGUCGGAGACUAAAGCUGAUAAAAUAAUCGAGGAUAUAAUAGAAUUUUGGCGGGAAGCUCUGCUUGUCGAACAAAAGAAAAACAGUUACGGACACUGCGAUUUCUUGUCUAUAAUCGAAGAAACGGGUGAGUUUUCCAAAUGGGAUUCGUUCUUCGAAAUCGCUUGGGAGGUGGACGAAUUUCAACAAUCCGAUGUGAGUGAAUGUCCGUGUGACUGGUAUUAUAACAAGUUGGAUGCAAUCAUUGCAAAACGACCCGAAGCAGCUGCCAAUUACAUGGCCUUGAAAUUUCUCUUCAAAAUGCAUCCUCAUCCACAAGUGAAGACCUCAAAGUUUCAGCGAACUCACUGCUUGAGCUAUGUUAAACGAGCGUUUCCAUUGGUUUUGUCCCAUUUCUAUAUGAAGGAUCACUACGACAGGGCUGCUGAAGAUGGAAUCAUGGAAAUCAUAUCUGAGAUCAAACUUAGCAUGCAGAAUAUUGUGGAAACUGCUGAUUGGCUUGACGAGCCAACACGAUUAGAAGCAUUGGCCAAGAUCCGAAUGCUGCGGACGAGGUUAGGUGAAGUUGUUGAUCCCAGUACAGAAAUUUACAACAACGAAGUAAAGAAGCUCAACUUGACGGACAAUUUUUCGUUAAAUGUCCUCAAAAUGGCCAAAUUCAAUGUCGACCUUCUUCAUUAUGGCUUUCUGCACUCAGAAAUGCCAGAAUCUACACUGCCACUGGAACUUCUAGAUGUACUCCAAGUGAAUGCCUUCUAUUACGUCCUUGAUAAUAGUAUCAAUGCAAUGGCUGGUAUCCUACAUCCUCCAGUUUAUCAUCCCUACCUCCCGAAGUCCUUGAACUACGGCAGUCUUGGAUAUAUUCUUGGCCAUGAAAUAACUCACGGCUUCGACAAUGUUGGCUCGAACUUUGAUUCUAAUUUGACUCUCAGGAAUUGGUGGUCAGAAAAGUCGAGUAAAGUUUUUGAAGAACGUUUGAACUGCUUUGCUCAGCAUUACAACGAAUACACGGUUCCGGAAAUAAAUCGCAAGCUCAACGGGACAAAUGCCCAGGAUGAAAAUAUCGCUGACAGUGGUGGCUUGAGGGAAGCCCUAAUUGCCUAUCGCAGAGUCUUCAAAAAUGCCAUUAAGAACAAAGUGGAAGACUUCGAGAAGAAUGAAUCAUUGCCAGGUCUUGAUAUGACUCCCGAACAGACGUUCUUCCUAAGUUUUGCUCAAGUCUAUUGCUCCAAGUAUGAUUUGAAGCAUUAUUGGGUUGAGAUAUCCGAUGAUCAUCCUCUAGACAGGUAUCGAGUCAUGGGUUCGUUGCAAAACUUUGAAGAGUUUCCUCUGGUAUUCAAUUGUCCUUUGGGCAGUCGAAUGAACCCAAAUGACAAGUGCCGCCUAUGGUAGGCCCCAUGUGACUAUGUCGAGUGCGUGUAUGGUUACUAGUUUUUGUUAAGUCAAUUUUCUCUUUUUAAGUGACAAAUAAAUAAAAUUAUUUUAUUUAAAUAACUACCUACUUGUAGUUUAUUGUUUA